UAUAUGUACAUACAAACGUAAUAGCAACAAUAAUUUUAAUUAACUAUGCUAUAUAACAUAACCAAAGUUUUUGUUGAUGUGGUAUUGCCGGUAAUUUACAAAACAAAAACAACAAAAUUACAUCAGAUACCUAUACGUCAUUUUCAUACAGAUGAAAUAAAAAGACGCCUAAAAGCUGAUCAGAAAUUAAAAGAGAAAGCUGAGAAAGAAGCAAAAGCAUUAACUCAAGUAACAACAAAAGAUCAGACAGAAGCUGAGGAAAAAAAGGAAAACAAAGAAGAGGAUAUCAGUCCAAAUGAGUACAAUAAACUUAGGACUCAAGCAGUCAAGCAUCUCAAAGAUACAAAUGAUAAUCCAUAUCCACAUAAGUUUCACGUAUCAAUUUCAUUGGAAAACUUUAUUGAAAAAUUCAGUAAUAAUUUGAAACCUGGAGAAAUAUUAAACAAUGAAGUACAUAGUGUAGCUGGCCGUGUACAUGCAAUUAGAGGAUCAGGUGCUAAAUUAAUUUUUUAUGACCUCAGAGGUGAAGGUGUUAAGAUUCAAGUUAUGGCAAAUGCAAGACAAUAUAAAGAUCAAGAAAAAUUUGCCGGCGAUACAUCUAAGAUAAAAAGAGGCGAUAUUAUUGGUGUACUUGGAAAUCCUGGAAAAACUAAAAAGGGUGAAUUUUCUAUUAUACCACAUAGUAUUACUCUUUUGAGUCCUUGCCUACAUAUGCUGCCAAAUCUCUACUUUGGAUUAAAAGAUAAGGAAACAAGAUUUCGUCAGCGUUAUUUAGAUCUUAUAUUAAAUAAUAAAGUAAGAAAAACGUUUGAAAUACGAGCGAAAAUAGUCGCAUAUGUUCGCCAAUUUCUCGAUGAACUUGGAUUUUUAGAAGUUGAAACGCCAAUGAUGAAUGUGAUUCCUGGUGGUGCAACAGCUAAACCUUUCGUUACACAUCAUAAUGAAUUAAAUAUGAACUUAUACAUGCGCGUUGCUCCAGAAUUAUAUCAUAAAAUGUUGGUAAUAGGUGGAUUGGAUAGAGUAUAUGAAAUUGGAAGACAGUUCAGGAAUGAAGGAAUAGAUCUGACACAUAAUCCAGAAUUUACUACUUGUGAAUUUUACAUGGCCUAUGCAGAUUAUAAUGAUUUGAUAUCUAUUACAGAAGAUAUGGUCUCAGGAAUGGUAAAAACUAUUUAUGGUAGUUAUAAAAUAACAUAUCACCCAGAUGGUCCAGAGGGUGAAGCAGUAGAAAUUGACUUUACUCCACCAUUUAAACGAAUUUCAAUGAUAAAAACUUUAGAAGAAAUUUUAAAAAUUAAAUUAACUCCAUCAGAUUUAAGUACCCCAGAAACAAAUCAAGUACUUAGUGAUCUGUGUACCAAAUAUGAGAUUGAAUGUCCGCCACCAAAAACAACAGCUAGAUUACUAGAUAAGCUGGUUGGAGAAUUUAUAGAAGAAAAUUGUAUCAAUCCUACAUUCAUUUUGGAUCAUCCACAAAUUAUGUCUCCACUAGCAAAAUGGCAUCGCUCUGAACCGGGAUUAACAGAGCGAUUUGAAUUAUUUAUUAUGAAAAAAGAAGUUUGCAAUGCAUAUACAGAACUGAAUGAUCCUGUAAUACAAAGAGAAAGAUUUGAGGAACAAGCAAAGGAUAAAGCAGCUGGAGACGAAGAAGCUCAGGUCGUUGAUGAAAAUUACUGUACCGCAUUGGAAUAUGGUUUACCACCAACUGCUGGUUGGGGAAUGGGUAUUGAUCGUGUUACAAUGUUACUUACAGAUUCAAAUAAUAUCAAAGAAGUACUGCUAUUUCCGCAAAUGAAACCAGAUAAUCCAAAUAAAAACCAAGGAAUAUCUGACGAUGAUAAAACAUUAAAUGAUAAUGUAAAUCAUGUGGAAAAAUGAAAAUUUACUACUGUUACUUUCUAUUCUUUCGCAGUACUGAAGAAUAAACAAAUUAUGCUUUCAAAAACAAA
Molecule: messenger RNA, 1949 nt
Organism: Frieseomelitta varia
Lineage: Eukaryota; Metazoa; Arthropoda; Insecta; Hymenoptera; Apidae
Gene: LysRS
Product: lysine--tRNA ligase
Exons: 8
Coding region: 46-1878 (610 amino acids)
Biological process (GO): lysyl-tRNA aminoacylation
Cellular component (GO): cytoplasm; mitochondrion; cytosol
Molecular function (GO): lysine-tRNA ligase activity; ATP binding; tRNA binding
Source: RefSeq, a predicted model, not a curated record